This is a messenger RNA of Amorphotheca resinae ATCC 22711, 1410 nucleotides long. RefSeq lists its product as hypothetical. Gene Ontology annotation, molecular function: nicotinate phosphoribosyltransferase activity. The record is from RefSeq and is a predicted model, not a curated record. The coding region runs from base 1 to 1410 and encodes 469 amino acids. Gene Ontology annotation, biological process: NAD+ biosynthetic process. Lineage: Eukaryota; Fungi; Ascomycota; Leotiomycetes; Helotiales; Amorphothecaceae. The transcript is spliced from 2 exons.
AUGGAUUUCAAUGGCUCCUCGCCCUUCCCAGAAGGAGUCAUCUCCUUCCUCGACACCGACCUCUACAAGCUGACUAUGCAAUGCGCCGUCUUGAAAUACUUCCCGCAAGUCCCAGUGACAUACUCAUUCAAGAACAGAACACCUGAGAAGAAGCUCUCCAGAGCUGCAUUCAAGUGGCUCCAACUCCAAAUCAACAAGCUUGGGAACAUCGCGCUCUCGAACGAAGAGUUACGAUUCCUGCAAAAUACAUGCACGUACCUUGACAAACCUUACCUCGAUUUCCUCAAGGAUUUCCGCCUCAACCCUCGGGAGCAGAUCGUGGCAUCCUUUCUGCCGACUAGCGACACUGGCAGCGAUGAAGACCUAGGAGAAAUCGAUAUUGAAAUCAAAGGAUUAUGGGUCGAGACUAUUCUCUACGAGAUCCCGCUGCUCGCUCUGACAAGUGAGGCAUACUUUCGUUUCAUGGACACCGAUUGGACAUACGAUGGCCAAGAGGAGAAGGCAUACGACAAGGGCAUGAGGCUGCUCAAAGCAGGCUGUGUUGUUUCGGAGUUUGGAACCAGGAGAAGAAGAGAUUACCAUACCCAGGCGUUGGUUAUCCGUGGCUUGAUCAAAGCUAAGAAAGAGGGAGAGAAGACAGGAUUACCUGGCACUAUAUCUGGAACGAGUAAUGUUCACCUGGCGAUGAGAUUUGGCAUUCCACCAGUCGGAACAGUGGCACAUGAAUGGUUCAUGGGAGUUGCCGCUAUUACAGGUGACUAUAGUACCGCCACUUACAAGGCGUUGAGCUACUGGGUGGGCUGUUUUGGAGAAGGAGUCCUUGGCAUUGCCCUUACAGAUACUUUCGGAACGCCAGCUUUUCUAAAGGCGUUUGCACAACCUGUCCCAGAUCUUACGACCAUUACACCGGGAGCGCAACCUUCAACGGAGCCUCGAGGCGAGGAAAAGCCGCGGAAAACAUUUGCUGAGAUCUUCACGGGCAUUAGGCAGGAUUCUGGAGAUCCGGCCAAUUUUGUGAAAAUGAUGCGCGAGUUCUACGACGAGCAAAAUAUUAAGGAGCAAAAGACAAUCGUAUUCUCGGACUCACUUAAUAUCGAUCUCUGUCUUGAAUACAAGGAGGUUUCAGAAAAGGCUGGCUUCCGGCCUACCUUCGGUGUUGGUACUUUCUUCACAAAUGACUUUGUUCACAAGAGCACGGGGAAGAAGUCCGUGCCACUGAAUAUCGUCAUCAAACUGAGCUCAGCGAACGGUAAUCCGGCGAUCAAGAUCAGUGAUAAUAUUGGCAAGAACACGGGCGAUAAGGCGACGGUUGAGAAGGUGAAGAAGUCGCUGGGUUAUGUGGAGAGGGAAUGGGAGUUAGGAGACGAGUCUUCAAGAUGGGGGAAGGAAGGGGAGCCGGAAAAGAAAUGA